CUAAACCCCAUUAGUGACCUUGGCUGAUUUCAUCUCUGUAACACCACUUCUCAAAAGCACAGAGCUCUAGUUCUGUCAAGAUGAAACACCCGUUUCACCCCCUUCUGGUUUCCCUCAUCAUAACAUCUGUGUGUGGGGAGAACAAAGGUCUUCUGGAUCAGCUUGAGAAGGGAGGAGAAACUUAUAAGUCUGUGGAUCCCCAGAUCCCCAUGGAGCACUUAAAUAACAAAACCUUGAGUACGCCCCUUCUCCCUGCUGACUUCCACAGGGAAAACACGGUCACCAACGACUGGAUUCCUGAGGGGGAGGAGGACGAUGACUAUCUGGACCUGGAGAAGAUACUCAGCGAGGACGAUGACUACAUCGACAUCAUCGACAGCCUGCCGGUCUCCCCAACAGACUCAGAAGCAAGUGCUGGAAACGUACUCCAGCUUUUCCAGGGCAAGAGCCGUAUCCAGCGUCUUAACAUCCUAAACGCCAAGUUUGCCUUCAACCUUUACCGAGCACUGAAGGACCAGGCCAGCACUUCUGAUAACGUCUUCAUUGCACCUGUUGGCAUUUCUACUGCCAUGGGCAUGAUUUCCCUGGGCCUGCAGGGAGACACCCAUGACCAAGUGCACUCAAUCCUGCAUUUCAAAGACUUUGUUAAUGCCAGCAGCAAGUAUGAGAUCCUGACCAUCCACAAUCUCUUCCGUAAGCUGACUCAUCGCCUAUUCAGGAGGAAUUUUGGGUACACUUUGCGAUCAGUCAAUGACCUUUAUGUCCAGAAGCAGUUUCCAAUCCUGGAUGAUUUCAAAGCUAAAGUAAGAGAGUAUUACUUUGCUGAGGCCCAGGCAGCUGACUUUUCAGAUCCUGCCUUCAUAUCAAAAACCAACAACCACAUCCUAAAGCUCACCAAGGGCCUCAUAAAAGAUGCUCUGGAAAAUAUAGACCCUGCUACACAGAUGAUGAUUCUAAACUGCAUCUACUUCAAAGGAUCCUGGGUGAAUAAAUUCCCAGUGGAGAUGACACAUAACCACAACUUCCGGCUGAAUGAGCGAGAGGUGGUCAAGGUUCCCAUGAUGCAAACCAAAGGGAACUUCCUUGCAGCAAAUGACCAGGAGCUAGACUGUGACGUCCUCCAGCUGGAGUACGUGGGGGGCAUCAGCAUGCUCAUUGUGGUCCCACACAAGCUGUCUGGGAUGAAGGCCCUUGAAGCCCAGCUGACACCCCAGGUGGUGGAAAGAUGGCAAAAAAGCAUGACAAACAGAACUCGAGAGGUACUUCUGCCAAAAUUCAAGCUGGAGAAGAACUACAACCUGGUGGAGCCCCUGAAGUCAAUGGGGGUCAUGGCGCUGUUUGACAAAAACGGCAACAUGUCAGGCAUCUCAGAAGAAAGGAUCACCAUUGACCUGUUCAAGCACCAAGGCACCAUCACAGUAAACGAGGAGGGCACCCAAGCUGCCGCUGUGACCACCGUCGGGUUCAUGCCACUGUCCACCCAAGUCCGCUUCACUGUCGACCGGCCCUUUCUGUUCCUUGUCUACGAGCAUCGCACCAGCUGUCUGCUGUUCAUGGGGAGAGUGGCCAACCCCAGUAGGUCUUAGAGGGGGAAGUCUAGGUGUCUGAGGUGUUUUGGAGACACUGUGUCACUUUGUUUCCAUUCUAAUAAGAGAACAGAGGUGUCUGACAUCA
Otolemur garnettii (small-eared galago) is the source of this 1674-nucleotide messenger RNA. It is a transcript of the gene SERPIND1, whose product is annotated as serpin family D member 1. The transcript has 5 exons. The record is from RefSeq and is a predicted model, not a curated record. Gene Ontology annotation, molecular function: serine-type endopeptidase inhibitor activity. NCBI's taxonomy places the organism in Eukaryota, Metazoa, Chordata, Mammalia, Primates, Galagidae. Bases 81 to 1586 code for a protein of 501 amino acids. Gene Ontology annotation, biological process: blood coagulation; negative regulation of endopeptidase activity.